CUUAUUGGUUCUAAAUCAGCAGAAGAAUCCUUGCAGGAUGAAACUGGUUAAUUUAGUGAACAUUAAACGAGUGUUUCGCAGGCUCAGGUUUAAUCUGAGGAGACAUAAGCAUGUCAGUAUCACAGAGAACAUGUCAGGAAACAGUCUGGUAUUACCCAUAGUUCUGUGGGGCCGCAAUGCGCCCACUCACUGCAUCUCCAGCCUGCUGGUGAUGGACGAUCUGGCCACCAUCAUCACCGGCUGCCAUGAUGGACAGAUCUGCAUCUGGGACAUGACCCCAGAGCUGGAGGUCAAUCCUCGCGCUCUGCUGUUCGGACACACGGCUUCUGUCACCUGUCUGUCCAAGGCCAGCGCAGGAAGUGACAAACAAUACCUCGUCAGCGCCUCCGAAAGCGGGGAAAUGUGUUUAUGGGACGUCAAUGAUGGACGCUGUAUUGAGUUCACCAAACUGGCCUGUGCACACACCGGAAUACAGUUUUAUCAGUUCACCAUCGGCACACAGAGGGAGGGCCGUCUUCUGUGUCAUGGGCAUUACCCAGAAAUCCUUGUAGUGGAUGCUACCAGUCUGGAGGUCCUUUACUCACUCGUGUCCAAGAUUUCGCCUGACUGGAUCAGUUCCAUGAGCAUCAUUCGCUCGCAUCGCACGCAAGAGGACACAGUGGUGGCUGUGUCUGUCACUGGGAUUCUUAAGGUGUGGAUCAUCACCGCUGACGUCAGCAGGAUGCAGGAUCUGGACCCUGUUUUUGAGGAAGAGUCGAAGCCCAUCUACUGUCAGGGCUGCCAGAGCAUCUCGUUCUGCACGUUCACACAGCUCUCGCUGCUGGUGGUGUGUUCAAAGUACUGGAGGGUGUUUGAUGCAGGUGAUUUCUCCCUGCUGUGUUCGGUCCUGAGCGAGAACAAUCAGUCGUGGGUCGGAGGAGAAUUCAUCGCUGCUGAUAAAGUCAUAAUCUGGACCGAAGAUGGUUGCAGCUACAUUUACAAACUACCGGCCAGCUGUCUCCCAGCGAGCGAACACUUCCGCAGCAAUAUGGGGAAGAAGACGGAGGGUUCGAUCCCUCCUCUGGUGUACAGCAUAGCGGACCGCGCCGACAAACAGCUCCUGAUUUGUCCUCCCGUGACGCGCUUCUUCUUCGGACGGAGAGAGCCGUUCCACAAACUGCUGAUCCAGGGCGACUCUGCGGGGCGACUGACCGUGUGGAGCAUCCCAGAGACGUCACCCUUACAGCCGCUGUCCUCCGCCACAGAGCUGCAGGAGUCGGUCAGCAUCAGUCUUCAGGAGGCCUUUGAUAAGUUAAUGCCGUCUCCAGCCGGCAUCAUUGACCAGUUGAGCGUCCUGUCCGUCUCUAACGAGCCCGUUAAGGUGACGGCGAGCGUCUACAUCCCGUCUCAGGGCCGACUGGUGUGCGGACGAGAAGACGGCAGCAUCGUACUCGUUCCUGCUACACAGACGGCCAUCGUUCAGCUGCUGCAGGGAGAACACAUGCUGCGCAGGGGCUGGCCUCCUCAGCGCUACGAUCAGCGCUCGCUGGUCUCCGGCGGCGUCGAUUUCUCCGUCAUCAUCUGGGACAUCUUCACCGGCGAGAUGAAGCACAUCUUCUGCGUUCACGGAGGAGAAAUCACACAGCUGAUCGUGCCUCCAGAAAACUGCAGCACGCGCGUGCAGCACUGCGUGUGUUCGGUGGCCAGCGAUCACUCCGUCGGUCUGCUGAGUCUGAGGGAGAGGAAGUGCAUCAUGCUGGCCUCCAGACAUCUCUUCCCCAUCCAGGUCAUCAAGUGGAGGCCGUGUGACGAUUAUCUGGUGGUGGGCUGCUCCGACGGGUCCGUCUACGUCUGGCAGAUGGACACAGGAGCGCUGGACCGCUGUGUGAUGGGAAUAACGGCGGUCGAGAUUCUGAACGCGUGUGACGAGGUUGUUCCCACCGCUCUGGACUCCCUCAAUCACCCCGCGGUGAACCUGAAGCAGGCCAUGACCCGCCGCAGUCUGGCUGCGCUCAAGAACAUGGCCCAACACAAGCUACAGACGCUCGCCACCAACCUGCUCGCGGCCGACAACGCCGACAAGGGAAACCUUCCCAAAUACUCGCACAACUCUCUGGUGGUGCAGGCCAUGAAGACCAACGUGACAGAUCCGGACAUGCAUGUGCUGUUCUUCGACGUGGAGGCCGUGAUCAUCCAGUUACUGACGGAGGAGGCGCAGCGGCCCAAUCCCACCCUCAUCUCGCCAGAGACGCUGCAGAAAGCGCAGGGCGGAGCCGACAAGGGCGGGUCCUUCCUAGCCAAUAAGAUCUUCAAACAGGUGAAGGAGACCAUUAAAGAAAACAUCAAGGAGCACCUGCUGGAUGAAGACGAGGAGGAGGAGGAGGAGCAGCGGCGGCGUGAGGAGAAGUCCAAGUCUCUGAGUCUGCUGGAGUACAAUCUGACCAUGGACACGGCCAAGCUCUUCAUGUCCUGCCUGCACGCCUGGGGUCUGAACGGAGAGCUGGACGAGGUGUGUCUGACCCGGCUGGGCAUGCUCCGCCCGCACACGCCCGUCUCCUUCGGCCUGAUCUCCCGCGGAGGACACAUGUCGCUCAUGCUGCCCACCUUCAAAGACUCGCUGCUCCGGCAGCUGGCCGAAGGAUGCGCCGAGGGCCGCAAGCUCUCCGUCUCCGAGAUCGUGGGCAAAGGCACGUAUGGCGUCUCCAGAGCCGUGACCACGCAGCACCUGCUCUCCGUCAUCUCGCUGGCCAACACGCUGAUGGGCAUGACCAACGCCACCUUCAUCGGGGAGCACAUGAAGAAAGCGCCAGCCAGGCCCCCAAGACCAGGAACCCCUGAGACCCUGAGAAAAAGCACCCCGCAGGCCUCCAGCCCAGCCCUGCAAGCUCAGAUCAAACAAGCUGCGAUCGCUGCUCCGUCUUCUGGUUCAGGAGUGUCUCACUCUCCCUCAGUCAAUGAAGGUUGGAGUCAGCUGGCUGCCAUGCAUUGUGUCAUGCUUCCAGAUCUUCUGGGUUUGGAUAAGUUCAGGCCUCCUCUGCUGGAGAUGUUGGCUCGCAGAUGGCAGGACCGCUGCCUGGAGGUUCGAGAGGCGGCCCAGGCGCUGCUGUUGGCUGAACUGCGGCGGAUCGGUCAGUCGGGCCGGAAGGACACUAUUGACAUGUGGGCGCCGUAUCUGCCGCAGUAUGUGGACGCGGUCAGCUCUCCGGGAACCGCCCCCGAGACCACCCAGCCGGCCCCGCCCCCUGCAGAAGCCCCGCCCACCGAGACCAAAGCUCCAGAGGAAGAGAUGGACCUGACGGAUGAUGACAUCACUGCAGGCUGUCUGUCGAACCUGCCACCGAACGCGAAGAUCUGUAACUCAUAUGAGGAGCGGAGGAAGCAGGCGACGGCCAUCGUUCUGCUGGGAGUGAUCGGAGCCGAGUUUGGUGCAGAGAUCGAACCUCCCAAACUACCUUCCCGCGCUCGCACCAGCACUCAGGCUCCCGACGGAUUUGGUCUGACCACCGGAGGAUCCAACUACUCACUGGCCCGACACACCUGUAAAGCCCUGACGUUCCUCCUCCUCCAGCCGCCCAGUCCCAAGCUGCCGGCCCACAGCACCAUCCGGCGCACAGCCAUCGAUCUGAUCGGCCGAGGCUUCACGGUGUGGGAGCCAUAUAUGGACGUGUCGGCAGUUCUCAUGGGUCUGCUGGAGCUCUGCGCCGAUGCCGAGAAGCAGCUGUCCAACAUCUCAAUGGGUCUUCCUCUGAGCCCCGGCGCUGAUUCGGCCCGAUCGGCCCGGCAUGCCCUCUCCCUGAUUGCCACCGCUAGACCUCCUGCCUUCAUCACCACCAUCGCUCGAGAGGUUCACAGACACACAGCGAUGCAGUCCCAGGGCUCUCAGUCUCAGCAGAACGUUCACACCACGACUCUCGCUCGUGCCAAAACUGAAAUCCUGCGCGUCAUGGAGAUUCUCAUCGAGAAAAUGCCGUCUGAUGUGGUGGACCUGCUGGUGGAGGUGAUGGACAUCAUCAUGUACUGCAUUGAAGGCUCUCUGGUGAAGAAGAAAGGCCUGUCUGAGUGUUUCCCAGCCAUCUGCAGGUUUUAUAUGGUGGCGUACUGUGAUCGCAGCUAUCGUAUCGCUGUCGGUGCCCGUCAGGGUUCAGUGGCCCUUUAUGACGUUCGCACUGGAAAAUGCCAGCAUAUUCACGGACAUAAAGGACCCAUAACGGCGGUGUCCUUCGCACCGGACGGGCGUUAUCUGGCCACCUACUCCAACGCUGACAGCCACAUCUCCUUCUGGCAGAUGAACACGUCUCUGUUAGGCAGCAUCGGGAUGUUGAACUCGGCUCCUCAGCUGCGCUGCAUCAAAACCUAUCAGGUUCCUCCGGUCCAGCCGGCGUCGCCCGGAUCCCAGAACGCCCUCAAACUGGCCCGCCUCAUCUGGACCUCCAACCGCAACGUCAUCCUCAUGGCCCAUGACGGCAAGGAGCACCGCUUCAUGGUCUGAGGGGUCGGGGGUCAGGGGUCGCGUGACCUUUGACCUUCCCAGCUGAGCUGUCAACUGGUUUACACUCUUCCUUUCAUUCCUCUGUUUAUUUAAAGCGUUUGAAGUUUUGUUCUCUUUUGACUAUUUAUGAAGAUGAUAAAGGACUGCAGGGCACUAAAACGUGUUUUUGUGCUUGAAGGUCAAGCGAGGUUUUGCUCAGGCGAAGCAAAUAUGAGUUUUAUUUUAGUUUUCUCUCCGGUUGAUUCGCUGAAGCUGUUUUAUCAUUCCAGCUAUAUAAACACACAUUUGACUCGUUUGGUCUAAAUCAGAGAAAGAUCCCUCGCUGACUUUAUUUAGAAUCGCAGAAUCCUCGUUCGUACUGAAUGACUGGAAUCGUAUCGUGAUAUCGUGUAUCAUAGGAAUGGUUUUUGUUUGCGCUCGUGCUGUAGUCGUGAACUCUUCGGUUUGCUAUUGUCUGUGUUUUUGUGAGUCGUUGGUUCGUGUGAAGUCACUGGCACUGAAAUACACGUUUAAAAGCAGUCGCGUUCGCUUUCCCACACGCCGUCUGCUGUAAUCCACUGAUAGAGGUGUAUUCUAGAGACACGGCUGUGACGUAAAAUACAUUGAAAUCUGCAUCUGCAACGUCACAGCAGAGCUUUGAGAAAUCACUGUUAGCUGAAUUUAUUCAGGAUUUCAUCCCACAAUUAACAGCAAAAAAGAAUGUUAUAUUUGCGUAAAGAGCUAUUUUAGGAUCAUUAAGGUUUUUUUGCAUUGUGCAGUUUUUUUCAUAACAAAUCUAUUUUUAGGAUCAAAUUCUGAUUACUGUAAUAUAAAAAAGUAAUUCUCAUACUGUAAUAAACAUUUAAAAUAAGUCAAAUUAAUUCUAGCAUUUAGCAUUCAAAUCAGCAAAUUGUAAUAUCAUUUAAGUGUUUUAAUUUUUUUCUUAUGAAAAUAACCAUAAUCACAAUACAAAAGCAUAAUAAUUAACUACAUUUUUGUGAAUAGGCAAUAAUUCAAUCGUAAUGGUCUUAAAUCUUAAAAUAGGCAAAAAUUUCAUUAUGCAAAUUAUAAUUUCUUAUUUUCAGUGCUGGCUUAAUAUAUUCUGUAUUUCAUCCCUAAA
Molecule: messenger RNA, 5567 nt
Organism: Sinocyclocheilus anshuiensis
Lineage: Eukaryota; Metazoa; Chordata; Actinopteri; Cypriniformes; Cyprinidae
Gene: wdr7
Product: WD repeat domain 7
Exons: 29
Coding region: 38-4468 (1476 amino acids)
Cellular component (GO): cytoplasm
Molecular function (GO): protein binding
Source: RefSeq, a predicted model, not a curated record